Molecule: messenger RNA, 1831 nt
Organism: Phoenix dactylifera (date palm)
Lineage: Eukaryota; Viridiplantae; Streptophyta; Magnoliopsida; Arecales; Arecaceae
Biological process (GO): regulation of DNA-templated transcription
Molecular function (GO): DNA binding; DNA-binding transcription factor activity
Source: RefSeq, a predicted model, not a curated record
CCUUUCAAUCCGGCUCACCGUCGCUUUAAGUAUGCUCAACUCUAUCUCGAGACUCCUUUUUCGCCUCCGUCUGGGGUUUUAGGAGCCGAGAGGGAAGAGAGAGAGAGCGAGCGAAGGCAUCGACGACGAAGACGAGAGGAGACGUCAAGGAUUUAUGUCGUCUGGUUUUCUCGACUCAGCGUUCCUCUCUUCGUUGUUCUCAGAAAGCCGAGCUCGACCUCUUGGGAUCUCUCCUCUCCUUUGUUCGUUGCUUAGCCUCGCUGUUCUUUUCUCCUUCUCCUCCCCCUCCCGUAUGCGACGGAGGCCGGAGGGAUCGAAGACGGCUUCGAUGCGAUUUCGAUUUCCUCGUGUUCGGUUUGGAGUGAAAUAUCUUGGAUUCCAACAUAUAGAAAAUUUUCUCUUCAUCUUCUUGAGAGGCUGCCUCACUUGACAAAGUUAAUCGUGUUUUGUUUCCAAUUUUUCGUUUUUUUUUCGAUUUUGUUUCGUUUUCGGAGAGAAAAUAGAGAGGAGAAAAAAAAUGCCAGGGCCUCAAAGGCAUCUCAUGAAUCAAGAACGAAUGGUGAAGAGAAAAGAGGGGAAGAGGAGGACUAGCCAGAGAUCCGAGCUCCGUCCUCUCACAUAUGAACCCAAACCGAAACUGGUGAGAAAAAUCCGGAUCCAUUUUGACGAUCCGGAAGCCACCGAGUCCAGCGAAAGCGAGGAGGAGGAGGAGAGAGCGAUGAAGUCGAGUAGGAGACGGGUGAUCCAGGAGUUCUCCAUCCACCCGUUCGGUCCAUUUUCGUUCUCUGCCGAUGCUUCGUCCCAAGAGAGCGGCAAGCGAAACUUUAGGACUCCUAAAUGUUCCCAGAGGAAGGCCAAGGACCCCGGCUCGACGAGCUCGUCAUCCACCACCACGUCGUCGAGGCACAAGGGUGUUCGCCAGCGGCCGUGGGGGAAAUGGGCGGCCGAGAUCCGCGAUCCCAUCCGAGGGACUCGCGUCUGGCUGGGCACCUACGACACCGCCGAGGAGGCUGCCCUCGCCUAUGACGCCGCCGCCAAGCGCCUGCAAGCCGAGAAGAGCGGCCUCUCCGCCGCCUCCGCCACCACAACCACCGCGUCCGCCACCGUCUCCAACUCCUCGUGCCUCUCCGUUGGCUGCUCCGAGGCGGCGUCGCCCUCCUCGGUUCUCGAUGUCUCGGUCAGCCAGGCCCCGCCGGCGAAGGAGUCGACGGUGGAGGAGGAGCCGUCCAUCGCGGAGCUCUUCGCGGAGCAACCGCUGCUGCUACCGGGCCUGAUGGAACUGGACUUGGGUUUCGGAUCCGACCCGUUCCUCCCGGUGACCGACUUCGGCUCGGUCGACGACUUUCUGGCGCUCGGGGACCUUCCCCACCAGAUCGACGGCGGUGAUUUCGCAAGCAUAGACGCCUGGAUGGACCUGGAUCUCUAAGAGCGUGGGAAUUUUUGCAGUUCAGUUAAUAUUUAAUAAUAUCAUUAUUGUUAUAAAAUAGGCGUGCUUAGUUUGAGAUGUCGCGAGAGGAGGAGGGUCUAAAGUGGUUUGAGGAGAGGUGUUCCUUUUGUUUAUUUCGGUGUAUUCUGAGGAGAAGAAAAGGUAUGAUGGGUUUUGUUGUGUUAUGGGUGUGGGAGAAAAUUUCUUGGGUUUUUCCGAGCUACAAGAGCCGCCCCUAAGGAAUUUUUGGUCUGCACUUCCACACCUAAGCAUGGCUGUUGUCUUCUCUCUAUUUAUCUUUUUUUUUCUUCUGUUGUUUUCUUUUUCUCCAUGUCUUCUUUGCUUCAUUUGCUGUUAUGCACUAUCUUUCGGACAGUAUAAUGGAAGAGGCUUGUCUUUAUAUCA